AUGGAAGGCUCUCUGUCUUUUGCUGGACGUCAAAUAGCUAUCACGGGAGGGUGCUCUGGAAUUGGACUCGCAGUCGCCAAAACACUGCUCGCACUCGGUGCAACUGUGUACGUGGCAGACAUCUGUCCUCAGGCUCCGAAAGAGCUCCAGAACGAAGACAAAUGCCAUGUCACUCUUCAAUGCGAUGUAACGAAGCGACAAGAUGCCCAAAAGUUCUUGGAUUCCAUACCUGGACGGCUCGAUGGACUCGUGAACUCGGCGGGUGUCGGCAGCUGGGAAGGUAAGAUCGGAGCCGACACCAUGUAUCAGAGAACAAUGGACAUCAACGUGACGGGGACUUGGAACAUGUCAACCGAAGCCAUGAGUCGCAUGUCAAUCCAAGACGACAUUGAGGUACCAGGUGUUAUUCCUGGAGCGGUACGCAGCGUCGGGCAGGGGUCAAUUGUCAAUGUUGGAAGCGGAGCAUCUCGUCGCGGCGUACCUGGGAUGGCUGCAUAUACAGCUUCGAAACACGCUGUUCUCGGGCUGACUAGGUCGUGGGCGCGAGACUUUCCUAAACUACGCGUGAACUUGGUCGCUCCAGCUAUUGUUGCUGGUGCACCUCAAGAUGACCCUAGCGUUGCCGUGGGUAAAGCACAAGUUGGUUUGAUACCCAAAGGAAGGAUGGCGUAUGCAACUGAUAUUGCGGAUGCCAUCAUUUUCCUUCUUUCAGAUUGGUCAAGCUUCAUUACUGGCCAGUGCCUGCCAGUGAAUGGUGGGAAUUCGUAG
Messenger RNA from Diaporthe amygdali, 768 nucleotides. RefSeq lists its product as uncharacterized. The transcript has 3 exons. Gene Ontology annotation, molecular function: oxidoreductase activity, acting on the CH-OH group of donors, NAD or NADP as acceptor. The record is from RefSeq and is a predicted model, not a curated record. Lineage: Eukaryota; Fungi; Ascomycota; Sordariomycetes; Diaporthales; Diaporthaceae. The coding region runs from base 1 to 768 and encodes 255 amino acids.